AUGGUGCCGCGCGGCGACGGCGGGGGAGGUGCCAGGCGCCUUCUGCUGCUCGCGCUGCGCUCGCCCUCGCGGAGCCUGCGCCUCUGGCUGCUGCUGCUGCUGCUCCUGGCGGCGCUCGGGCACGCGUGGACCUACCGCGAGGAAGCUGAGGAGAGCGACAGGGAAGUGUGCUCCGAGAGCAAAGUCGCCACCACCAAAUACCCGUGUUUGAAGCCCGGCGGGGAGCUCAGCACCUGCUUCAGGAAAAAGUGCUGUAAAGGUUAUAAGUUUGUUCUUGGACAAUGCAUUCCCGAAGACUAUGAUGUUUGUGCAGAUGCUCCUUGUGAACAGCAGUGCACCGACAACUUUGGUCGAGUCUUGUGUACGUGCUACCCUGGUUAUCGGUAUGAUCGUGAAAGACACAGGAACCGAGAAAAACCCUAUUGCUUAGAUGUUGAUGAGUGUGCCACAAGCAGUGAGACUCUCUGCCCUCACAUCUGUGUAAAUACUCUUGGUAGCUAUCGGUGUGAAUGUCACGAAGGAUACAUACGUGAAGAUGAUGGGAAAGUAUGCACCAAAGGAGAUAAAGGUAUUAUAUCAACAGGCUUUUCUGAAAAGGUGGACAAUGUGGUGAAACCUGGGGCUUGUUGUGCCUCCUGCAGAGAAUUCCACCAGAUCAAACAGACGGUACUGCAACUGAAGCAAAAGGUUUCUUGGCUACCAAAUAAUGCUGUUGACCUUAGCAAACCAAUCACAGGAGAAAAAGUACUUGCAUCCAAUGCUUACAUACCUGGCCCUCCUGGGCAGCCAGGGGAUCAGGGUCCUCCAGGGGUUGCAGGUCCAAAAGGGAGCCCUGGAUUCCCUGGAUCCCAGGGUCCUCCAGGGGUGCCAGGCCCUAGAGGAGGCAUGGGGCCGAUGGGACCGUCUCCAGACCUCUCUCACAUUAAACAAGGCAGAAGAGGGCCCGUGGGUCCUCCAGGGGCAUCAGGAAGAGAUGGAGCAAAGGGUGAGAGAGGUGCACCAGGAGAAAAGGGUCCACCCGGGCCACCAGGUUCCUUUGACUUCUUGCUGUUGAUGAUGGCAGAUAUCAGGAAUGAUAUUGCUGAGCUACAAGAGAGGAUCUUUGGACACAGGACUCAUUCAUCAGCAGAGGAGUUUCCACUACCUCAGGAAUUUGCUAACUACCAGGAUGUAGACAUUGGAUCUGGAGAGGACUAUAAACAGAGGACUAUACCAAAAGACACCAGAACACCUGAAGAAGGCAAUCAUUAAAAAA
Messenger RNA from Protobothrops mucrosquamatus (brown spotted pit viper), 1255 nucleotides. RefSeq names its product collagen and calcium binding EGF domains 1 (gene CCBE1). Bases 1 to 1251 code for a protein of 416 amino acids. NCBI's taxonomy places the organism in Eukaryota, Metazoa, Chordata, Lepidosauria, Squamata, Viperidae. The record is from RefSeq and is a predicted model, not a curated record. Gene Ontology annotation, molecular function: calcium ion binding. The transcript has 11 exons.